Nicotiana tabacum (common tobacco) is the source of this 870-nucleotide messenger RNA. RefSeq lists its product as uncharacterized. Gene Ontology annotation, biological process: protein histidyl modification to diphthamide. NCBI's taxonomy places the organism in Eukaryota, Viridiplantae, Streptophyta, Magnoliopsida, Solanales, Solanaceae. The record is from RefSeq and is a predicted model, not a curated record. Gene Ontology annotation, molecular function: metal ion binding. Gene Ontology annotation, cellular component: cytosol.
UCGCUAUUAAUUAUAGGAAAACACCCGUAACUCUGUGGUGCAAAAGAAAAAAAAAAGACCUAACUCUGUCUCCACUCUUCAGCACCCCAAUUUCUCUACCGUCUCACCUGAUAUUUUCUGCCGCUGCAAUAAGGACCACCGUCUCCGUCACUGAAUCCGGCCGUGAAAUCUGAAUACCCAUUUUAGGGGGGUGGAUUUGCUGUAAAGAUUUUUUGAUACAGGGUGCCAUGAUUUCGAGCAGCAACUUCAUUCAUAAGACUCACUAUGAGAUUCUAGGUGUGAAGGACGAUACAGAUUUUGAAGAAAUCCGUAAAGCCUAUCGGUCAGCCAUACUUUGUUUUCAUCCAGACAAGCAGCAAAAGGCAUCAGAAACAUCCAAUUCUGAGUGUCUGACAGAAAACAAAUUUUUGGAGAUACAGAGAGCUUGGGAAACCCUUGGCAACCCGAGGUCACGUGCACUUUAUGACGGUGAAUUGCUAGCUUUGAGACAGGAUGUAGCAAUUGCUGAAGAUGUUAGCUUAGAGGACCUUACAGUUCAAGAUUCUGGUGAUAUUAUAGAGCUUUCUUAUCCUUGUAGAUGUGGUGACUACUACUCUAUUGAUUCUUUUGAAUUGGCUGACACGGGUUGUUCAAUAUCCAGAGAUGGGUUUACAGUCUCUUUGCUGACAUCUAAAUCUUUGCCAGCAUCUAUUGUGCUUCCUUGUGGAUCUUGCUCACUUAAAGUCCGCCUACUGAUUAAUGGCGAUACUAGGCUUCACAGAGAUGUUCACUUGUAAUUGUGACUAGUUGGAAAACAUUAUUCUCUACAAUGUUUUUGCAAAUUUGAAAUGACAAAGGGUAAAAUGGGAAGUCUAAAAUUUCUUGUGCUUU